AUGGAAAUACGCAAUCAGAUAUCUGCAUUGCUUGAAGCAGGAGGCUUCAGGCUACGGAAGUGGGCUUCCAAUAGCGCUAGUUUACUCGACGAGAUGCAAGACACGUCAUCAGACAAUCGACUACUCGAGUUGGACAAAUUUGGAUCAGCCAAGACUCUAGGUAUUAAUUGGAAUCCUGCCAAGGAUGCAUUUCAGUACAGAUUUCAGGCUGAAAAGUCGCUUCCAAAGACGUACACCAAAAGAAUAGUUCUAUCACAAAUUGUACAGAUCUUUGAUCCCCUAGGAUUGCUCGGGCGAGUGAUCACGAAGGCGAAGAUCUUGAUGCAAACUAUUUGGAGAAGCAAUUUAGAUUGGGAUAAGCCAUUACCUCCAAAAAUCAAUGCGGAAUGGGCUCAAUUCAUUCAGGACUUGUUGAAGGUUAACAAGAUUGAGAUACCUCGCAGAGUCACAACCAACUUCGCAGAAGGGAACACGCGUGUAGAGAUUCACGGAUUUUCGGACGCUAGUGAACGCGCCUACGGCGCCUGUAUAUAUCUUCGCAGUUUUAACGCGUGCGGAGCCGUCGAAGUACAUUUGCUAUGCUCUAAAUCACGCGUAUCUCCAAUAAAAGUAUUAUCAACACCACGGCUGGAGUUGUGCGGCGCACAGCUCUUGGUCCACCUAACAGAAAAAGUCAAGAAAUCUUUAGAAAUCCCUAUUUGCAACGAGUAUUAUUGGACCGACUCAUCAAUAGUCUUAUACUGGAUUAAGGCUACUAACAAGAAGUUGCCGGUCUUUGUAGCUCAUAGAGUGGGCGAUAUUCAAGAUUCAACAGCAAUCGAAGAUUGGAGACAUGUUCAAGGUAAAUCAAAUCCAGCAGAUUUGAUUUCGCGCGGGGCGAGCAUCCAGGAAUCCUUAGAGUCGCAAAUUUGGUGGAAUGGGCCUCAAUGGUUACAUCAACAGCACUUGCCAGAGGAACAGCACAAGCAAAUAGAUUAUGAUGAAAGUCAAUUAGAAGACCGUGACAAAUCGAAAGUAGUGGCUGUAUCAGCCUGCAGCGCCACGAGUCCGUUUGAAAAAUACAGCAAUUUUAAUAGAAGAAUUCGUAUCGCGGCCACAUGUUUACGUUUUCUGUAUAAUUGUAAGAAAGAAAAAGCAUAUGGUCCAUUAACAGCAAGCGAACUAGAAAGAGCAGAGAAGAGCUUAGUGAGAAGAGAGCAAGAGAUUGUAUUCUACAAAGAGAUCAAUAGGCUCAAAAGAGGCAAGACAAUUUUGCAACAGAGUUAUCUAAAAUAUUUAAAUCCAUUUUUGGAUGAGGAUCAGCUGUUAAGAGUUGGAGGCAGAUUAAGGCACGCACAAUUAUCAUCGGAUAUCAAACAUCCAAUAUUAUUGCCUUAUCAUUCCAGGUUUACAGAGAUCAUCAUAGAGCACGAGCAUUUGAGGAACUUGCAUGCCGGAGCAGACGCAACAUUGGCUGCUGUUCGCCAAAAAUAUUGGCCGAUCAAGGCGCACGGUACAGUCCGCAGAUUAUUGCGAGGUUGUAUAAAAUGUUUCAGGUCGAAGCCGCGAUUUUCGGAGCAAUUGAUGGGGGACCUACCGAUGCAGAGAGUUACGUUAUCAAGGCCAUUCAAUAGCACAGGAGUAGAUUAUUGCGGGCCGAUCUACAUUCGUGAAAGUUCGCGGAGAAACAGUAAACGUCUCAAGACUUUCGUAGCGGUAUUUGUGUGUAUGGCAACAAAGGCUGCACAUUUAGAAGUAGUAUCUAACUUGACAACGGAUGCAUUUCUUAAUGCGUUCAAGCGAUUCAUCGCUCGCAGAGGUAAGCCUGCAAAUGUUUUCUCGGAUAAUGGAACUAUUUUUACAGGAGCCAAUCGUGAAUUAGAAGAGCUCAGAGCUCUAUGUAGUCAGGAGGAGCAUCAGCUUAAAAUUAUAAAUGAAGCAGCCAAGGAAAGAAUCAACUGGCACUUCAUACCUCCACGUACACCACAUUUUGGCGGUUUGUGGGAGGCUACCGUGAAGGUGUUCAAAAGGCAUUUCUAUAAAAUAGUUGGGGAAACGCCACUGACUUUCGAAGAAGCAUCAACAUUUACAUCACAAGUGGAGGCUAUUCUUAAUUCGAGGUCGUUAACAGCUAUGUCAUCGGACCCUAAUGACAUGAGCUACAUUUCUGCAGGGCACUUUCUUAUUGGCGACACUCUGACGUCAUAUCCAGAACCUAAUAUCAUGCAAAUACAAACUAAUCGUUUAACGAGAUGGCAGCAUCUAGAGCAGAUGCGACAGCAUUUUUGGAAGCGUUGGUCGAACGAUUAUUUGCUUCAGUUACAGCAUCGUAUAAAAUGGUGUGCUAAUCAUGGACCCUCCAUUCAAAUCGGUCAGCUAGUCAUUUGUCGUGAGGAUGGUACUCCACCCUUGAAAUGGGUACUUGGCAGAAUUUUAGAAAUAUUCCCGGGAGAAGAUAACAUUGUGAGGGCAGCGACUGUCAAAACCGCAACCGGUUCUUAUAAGAGACCAGCUUCCAAACUUGCUGUUUUGCCGAUUGAAGAAAAGCUUAAUGCGUUUAAUAAUUAA
This is a messenger RNA of Cyphomyrmex costatus, 2547 nucleotides long. RefSeq lists its product as uncharacterized. The transcript has a single exon. The coding region runs from base 1 to 2547 and encodes 848 amino acids. The record is from RefSeq and is a predicted model, not a curated record. Gene Ontology annotation, biological process: DNA integration. Gene Ontology annotation, molecular function: nucleic acid binding. NCBI's taxonomy places the organism in Eukaryota, Metazoa, Arthropoda, Insecta, Hymenoptera, Formicidae.